CUGCUCAGAGGCUCCUUGUUAUGUUUUGGGGAAGAGUGAGGUGGAGCACAUAACGCUUAUCUAGGUCAGCUACACACCAUGAGAGGCUGCUCUGUGUACCUUUUCUGCACGUUCGUGUGCAUCACCAAACGCUUUUACGCCGAUUCUGUGAUCCAGACGGAGGAAUACAAAGCGAAGGAAAGACAUUUACGAUACUUCGUGACGAGGGACGGCAACGAAAAGCAACUGAUCAACGAUUUACAUGAAGUUCUGGAUAGACUUCAGAAAAAUCAACUUUCCGCUCUGAGAAAAAAAUACGGUCACCUGCCCAUGUGUGAUCCGGGAGAACAGUGUGCACUGAGGAAAGGCUCCAGGAUUGGGAAGCUGUGCGAUUGCUCGCUGCCAAGAACAUGUAACUCUUUCUUCCAUCGGUGUUUAUGAGCUGAUCACAUCUAACGUCUAACCUCGCGAAAAUAAAUAAAUAAAUAAUAACUGAAGCUUAAAGCUCACAUUAACUUAACGUAUUCAAUUGAAUGUUUGACGUAGCUAUAAAUCCAUAAACAAAAACUUUUUGUUUUAGUUUUAUAGCGUGAAUGUAUUUAUGCUUCAUUUAAUAAAUGAUUUCUACUGAGUAA
Molecule: messenger RNA, 614 nt
Organism: Phycodurus eques (leafy seadragon)
Lineage: Eukaryota; Metazoa; Chordata; Actinopteri; Syngnathiformes; Syngnathidae
Product: cocaine- and amphetamine-regulated transcript protein-like
Exons: 3
Coding region: 79-420 (113 amino acids)
Biological process (GO): positive regulation of MAPK cascade; G protein-coupled receptor signaling pathway; negative regulation of appetite
Molecular function (GO): neuropeptide hormone activity
Source: RefSeq, a predicted model, not a curated record